Messenger RNA from Entamoeba dispar SAW760, 360 nucleotides. RefSeq lists its product as uncharacterized. NCBI's taxonomy places the organism in Eukaryota, Evosea, Mastigamoebida, Endamoebidae. The record is from RefSeq and is a predicted model, not a curated record. Bases 1 to 360 code for a protein of 119 amino acids. The transcript has a single exon.
AUGAAUAAUGAAACUCAUUUAGAAACAUCAGAUGACCUUAAUCAACUUUAUGAAAUUAUUCAUAAUAAAAUACAUACAGAAUUAAAAGAAUUAGAAGAAAUGGAUAAAAAUCUUGAAAAGAAAAAAAGAGAUAUAAUUGAUUUAACUCAAGCUUACCAAAUAGCAAAACAAAAUGCUGAAAUAGAACAAAAAAAAGUAAUUAAUGAAAAAAAGAAGAAUAAAUCUUUAAAAAAACUUUCAUUUAUUAAUCAAAAGUUAUUGUCUAUUAAUGAUGAAAUACAAUCAUGGAUUAAUGAAAAUAAUAUUGAAUUUGAUGAUAUUUCUUCAAUAUCAUAUACUUCUUCUAAUAAUACUUUCUAA